GGCUGUCGUCCCAAUCGUCGGGGUCUCGAGCUUUUGCUCGGGAGGUGUGCGAGGGUGUCAGAUAGAAUACGUCAUACGCAACUCAUCAACUUUAUCAAACAUUUAGAUACCGAAAUCACCUACUGCUCUAUAUAGUGAGUGGUUAUUAUUUAUUAAACUGUGUUUUAUUUAUUUUUAUUAUUUCAUCGUAAAUAUAAACAAGGAAGUUCUUCUUUUAAGUAGUAUCAAGUAUUAUAAGAAUAAGAACAAGAACAAGAACGGGAACGAGAGUUUAAGUAAUAGUGCACCUAGCAGAAGAAAUAGCUGAGACGAAAAGAAGAAAUAAAGUGAAUUAAUUUAAAAUAAAUAAAAAAAAAAAAAAAAAACAGUGAUAUGCUGGGGUUAAGAUUAAGAAUCAACAACCAAAACAUCUAGGCGGCAUGACCUUAGCAGGCGGGAAGAAAUCUAGCGAGAAGAAAUGGGAGGACGAGGAAAUAGUUGUCAGUGCACUUGCUGGGGAAGAUGUAAUUGUCGAGUUGAAAUUAAACCCCGAAGAUUCUCGAGAUCCUCAACACUUUUUACUUUUCCGUGGAGACCAAUUGAUGCCCUCAGAGCGCUACAGUGUUCAGCCACGUGGAAAUGUUGUCCAGUUAACGUUGAAACAGUCCCAGAAAGACGAUACCGGUCAAUACUCGUUGGUUGCCAAAAAAUUGACGACUAAUUACUCUGACUGUAACGAUAUUAGCAUUGAAGGAGUUAGGAAAAAAAUACGAAUGAAUAUUCGCGAAGCCAGUGAUGACCCUGAAGAGGGUGAACCUCCGAUAUUUGUACGAAGGCUCACGGACUUGGCUGUUAAAGUUGGUACGAGGACGCGGUUUCUUGUUGAAAUACGGAGCUCUUCAAGUCCAAAGGUAACAUGGCACCGAAACGACCAGCAGAUCCAAGCUGGCUCAAGAUUUUCCUUCGUUCACGAAGGAAACUUCUACUGCGUCGACGUAGCUCCAGUGAUGGUCGAAGACCAGGGCCACUGGACCUGCAUGGUGGAAAAUGUAUACGGAAGAUCAUCAUGUGUGUCUUGUCUCAGCGUUAUAGUGCCUAAAGCUUACAAGCGUCCAGAAUUUGUCGAAGAACUUCGAGCGAUUCUCACAGAAACUGGCACAGUUUCGCUGGAGUGCAAAGUUAUCGGGGUUCCAACGCCAGUUCUUAGGUGGUUUAAAGACAGCAAGGAGAUUAAAGCUGGAGAUGUUUUUGCGCUCACUGCUAAUGCUGAUGAUCCGACAUCUUUGGGUACUUACACCUGUCAGGCAGACAAUUGUAUGGGAACUGCAUAUUCUUCUUCCAAAGUUCAUGUGGUAGGAAGAGGAAGCAGAGAAGGUUCUCUAAGACCUGCGGAUACACUCAAACCUUCUGGACCUCUCCCAGUGUUCAAAAAAAUUCUGAACGACGAAUGUUGUAGAAUCGGCGACACCAUAACACUGACCUGCCAAGUCCAAGUUCCUCCCUGGCCCAAAGUGAUCACUUGGUACAACAAAGAAGGCAAAGUGGAACCGAGCGAAAAGUACCACGAAAUAGAAGACGGGUUAGGAACUUACUCCAUUGAAAUACGUGGUGUUGAAGCUAUGGACGAAGGCGAAUGGAAAUGCGUUGCUACCAGCGCUGAAAAUGUUAUGCAAUUCACGACUUGCUACGUCGCAAUGUCCGUCCCCAAGAACUACAGAAUGCCCCGUUUCAUGGAGAGUCUCAAAGCAGUCUUAACUGAAGAAGGUCUUGUGUCAUUUGAAUGCAAAGUCGUUGGCUUUCCCACCCCAUUCCUCAGAUGGUUCAAAGACGGCCAAGAAUUGAAACCCGGAGAUGUUUAUCAGCUCACUGGGACCAAUUCUUUAGGAUCUUACUGCUGCAUAGCCCGAAACUGUAUGGGCGAAGCUAAAAGCACAGCAGAGCUCACCGUGGAGGACAUUCAGAACCAGUUAAAUGAAGAAGAACGUCUUCAAUUACUGAGUUUCAACCAAGUUCCCAAGUUUAUAAAAGGCCUGCGGAGUUGCGAAGCGCGAAUUCACGAAAAUUUCACUUUCACCGUUCAAGUAACGGUAUCUCCCAAACCGACACUAUCCUGGUUCCGCGACGACGAAUUAAUCACCUCAAGUGAUAAAUACAAAAUAAUCCAAGAAGUUUUGGGCAAUUGUCACCUCGAAAUCCAAAAACUAGAAUUUUCCGACCAAGCUGAGUGGAAAUGCAUAGCCGAAAAUGACUUUGGUCACAGUAUAACUUCAUGUUUUCUAAAACUAAUAAUCCCGCGGCACUUUAAAAAGCCUAAAUUUCUCGAAAGCCUACGCGCCAUUUUGUCGGAAGAAGGCGCAGUUAAUCUAGAGUGCAAAGUUAUCGGCGUACCUCAGCCCGUAUUAAAGUGGUACAAAGAUGGCGCUGAAUUAAAACCGGGCGAUAUUCACCGUAUAAUUUCCGGGCAAGACGGAACUUGUUGCCUAGGAACUUACACAUGCGAAGCUACAAAUUGUAUGGGCUCAGUAAGCAGCUCAGCUUCAUUGCUAGGCUUUGAGGACCGCGUUUCCCUAAAAAAAGAAGAAACACAAGAACCAGUGUCUCCCCCACUCCACGAAUUAGCUAGAAACUUAUCACUGUCCACAAUUCAUGAAGAAAGAACGUCCCAAUUAUACGACACGCCUCAAACAGAUCAUUCAAUCACAAUGGACGAUCGCGGGGAAGUUUCCUUUAGUUUCGACGGAAAGGAAGUCUCCGUAAGUCUUUACGAGACUCCGGAUCUUACCGAAGAAGAAGCGAUUCAGAUUGUUGAGAUGUACGCUGACCAAUUGUCCGAACACAUUACAGAAGGGAAUAUAAUAGAGCUUCCUCCGAUGCGCUUUAUGAAAGAAACUUCAACUUCCGGGAACCUAUUAAUGGAAGCGGUUGUUAUUGACGUCUCUUCGGAUUAUUUUGUCGCGGAUGAAGAAGCUGAUGAUUUGCGAACAGAAGCAGAUGUAGAAGAUGUGUCUAUAAUGGACGAUCAAAUGCACAGCAUCCUUUCUUCAUAUUCUUCUCCUUUAGGAGCGGCUCAUGAUCAUGAGCAUUCUGGUGAAAGAACUCCCGUUGGUUCUCCCGUUGGUCCUCCAAGACCUCCAAGGAAGAAAGAAAGGUCUGGCAGUGGUUCUUCAAAGAGCGAAAAGAGUGAAAAGAGCCAACAUAGAGUCUUAGACUGGUCUGAAAGCUACCACAGCGCUAAAGAACCCUCAAUUCAAGCCCAAUUGUCGCUCCAGAGUCAAGACAGUGUUGAUGCCUUUGCUGACGCUUUGUCUUCUGAUGGACUAGCCAAAGUUUCCCGGGAGUACGACAGAGAAAUAGCUGCGAUUAUUAAUGAGGCUGAAAAGGGACUUAGUGAAGAAGUUUUUGCUGCUGCGUUUAAUGAAUCUGAUAAGAAGAAGAAGAAGAAACGUUCUAAAGGCGGUACUCCGAUGUUGUCUUCUAAAACUAGCUCUGAAGAGUCUUUCACGGUUAAUGCGGAUGGAAGUGAAGUGGGGAAAAGUAAAAGAAGUAAAGAGGGAAGAAAAAGAGAUCGGAAAGACAGCGCGGGAAGUAAUGGAAGUGUUAAAGAAAGAGGAAAAAGAACUAGAAGUCGGGAAGUGGAAAAGAGCUUGAUGAUUGAGGAUAUAAGAGUGGAAAGAAGCGAAGAAUUUAAAACUCCCGACUUGUUUAGCCAAGCGGAGAUUAAGUACAUUGAUGAGGAUGAUAAAUUGUCGACUGCUUCGUCAUUUGCGACUGCUGGAGACGUUUCUGAGUCUAAAUCUACGACGAGGAGUCAGAAAGAACGGUUGUAUGAAAGGAUUAGAAGUCUCAAGGGUCCUGUUCUUGUUUUAAGAGAAACUUUGAUUGACUUAGAAGGUAUUUUAGUGAGUUCUGAUGAUGAAAAUUUGAUCCAGGGUUUGAUUAUUGAGAAAAUUGUAAGACCUAUUGAAGAUCUUUGCGAGCAAAUGUCUGUUAUUGAGUCUAAAGCUGUAAAAUCUGCUGGAGACAGAUCUUUUAACCAAGGAAUUAGAAUUUCAUUGCUAGAUUCAAUUGGUGGACCUACUGAAGAACUGCUUAGAGGUAUAGAAUUGAUAAAACGACACAGAGGAAGAACUUCUGAGGAUCUAAAGUCUGAUUUGAUUGUCUUGGAGUCACUUACUGACCCAGUUGAUGAAAUCCUUGCUGGAUUGGCUAAAAUUGAACACGAUUUAAGGAGCAAAGAAGGCGAUGUUAUGGCUACUGUGCCCCAAAAUCCAAUUGUUUUGGAACGGACUUCUCGCGCUGUUUGCCAAAUAGGAGAUCAUGUUGAUGCGCUAAGAAGAAAUCCAAGAUUAAAUAACUUAGCUGAAGUAGUCAGCGUUACAGAAAGACUUGAAGCGGUUUACAAGAACUUGAGUUCGUUUGUUUCUUCUUUGUCGCUGAACAAAGUUACCGGUGUUCUUGAAAGCAAUGUUGAUGUUCUUUUCGUUGAGACUUUGGUCAAACCUUUAGAGGGGCUGUCUCGUGCUCUGAAUGAGCUUGUAGCUUCUCAGGUUGACCAAAGUCAGGUUAUUAAGGUUGAUGAUCUUCAGAAGUCUAUUUCUGAGCUGAAGAAUAAGUUGGAGACUUUGAAUGUAGCUCUAGAGACUUAUGAAGCAGAGUCUGGAGAGCGGGGAGUUACUGAAGGAAGCCGGGAGUUAGUUGGAUACUUAAAGUGGACUAUGGAGGAUGCUUUUGAUAAAUUGGUGAAGUUGCAGAAAAUUAAUGAAGCUAAGGUUGUUUUACUGGAUGAUCUUGCAUCAGUUCCUACUUCUUCUGAUGAAGAAGCAAAAGAUCAGAAUAUAAUUACGGAGCUUGAUAAAGAAGAUCAUAAAAGUGGUGCUUUAGAAGAAGAAAUAAAGAUUCUAGAAGAAAAAAUAUUUGAGCAAAGUAUUGAUGAAGAAAUUGAGUCCCAGUUUAAAGAAGAAAUAACUGAGAAUUUAGACACUGUUAUAAAAGCUAAAGUUAGAGUUGCAGCUGAAGAAUUGCACGCCUCAAAGCGCUCAAAGUAUAGAAACAGAAUGGUAUCAAUAGAUUCAAUAAUGCCAGAGCUUGAUGAAAGUUUGCCUCUUCCCGAAAUGCUGCUAGACCCUUUAAUAGAUGUCCAAGCUAAAUUAAACGUUGCUUUGCGUCAUUAUGAAAAUGAAGCUCCCAGUGAUCAGUCAUCUUUAUCAAUGACUGAAUUAUCAGGCUGUCUUAUAGAGCUCAGAGAAUCUGUAGCUUCAGCAGUUCACGUAGCCACUACCUUAAACGUCCCGGAUGUUAUCAACAGUAUCGUAGAACUCAGAGAGCCUUUAUUAGACCUGCAACUAGCUUUAGCUUCCGGAACUUCUGCUCAAGAAUCUAGUUUGAUUGAGGAAAGCGCUAGGCCUUUAAAUGAGCUCAAUGAGAUAAUUUCAGCUGUAAUUAGGUCUUCUUCAACUUCAGAAGCUUCUCAAGUUAUCCUGAACCAGGUUUCAAGGAUGAUGAGUGAGAUUCUUGAACAGCUUCCUGAAAUACCGGAUAAAAUGGCUGAAAUAGUGGUCAAAAUGGUCCCUAUUGCUCCGUCGGUAGAAGUAGAGCAGGCUGCUCUGGCGCUAGGGAGCGUGCAUUACGCUUUAUCUACCGCGGUAGAAAAGGCGGGAAAGUAUAGGCUUGUAAUGGAAGAUACUGAUGGUAAUAAAACGACUGCCGGUAAGUUAGUGACCUCUAUUGACGGCCUUAGGCAAUCUAUUGGGAAUUUAGCAGUCGCUAUUUCUUCUCCGCUGGUUCCUGAAGAAAAAGCUUUUGAGUAUGAUAUUAAUCUAGCUAUUGAAGAACUUGGAAAGCUUCAGGAGCCUUUAUUGAGUUUACAGAAGGUUCUUUUGAUUGAAAAACACGAUCCUGAAGAAAGACACGUCUUGAAUGACAUUACAAGCCCGCUAAAAGCUUUGAAAGAAGCUGUGUUGAGAAUUACUAAAGAAAAACGCGCUUCUGUUGUUGAUCUUCUUGAAGAUGUUGAGAAAGAUGUCGCUUUGGUUGCUAUGGAAGCUUUGAAGGUAGCGUUGGUCGGUAAAGUAGAUACCGAAAGUUCAGUUUCUGAUUCAGCGCCUGGAGAAGUUCCAGGUAUUAUUUCAAAGUAUCUAGAUCCGAUUGAAAAUUGGUUAUCGACGGCUCUGGAAGAGAACAAUGAGGAAGAAACUAGUUCUUUGGUAGUUCCGGUGAUUGACGAGCUGAAGAAAUGUUUGUUGAAGAUUGUAAUUCAGUCUUCUUAUUCAGAACCACCGAGUGACACUGCGUUGAUAGAGAAAUUUGCGGAAUUAAAGGAACCUUUGAUGAAAGUCAGGGAAACUAUUGCUGAGCAUCAUGAGCCAGAUGAUGUUCAGGUUCUGGAGAAUCUUGUUCAGCCGACGCAGCAUUUGUUGCAGACGAUUUUAGAAACUUCGACUAUGUACAAAGCUACUAGUCUUCUUCAGGGGGUUAUUGAGGUUUUAGAGGAGCUUGAAAAUCAAAUUGGGUUGUCAAUUAAAAUGGCAAAGUAUGCUAAAGAGCUCAGGGGAGUUGUUAGUACGAUAAAAGCGGAUGAGUUUGAUGAAGAGGUUGAGAAAAUGGAGUCCUGUUCGAUUACUGUUAGGGCUGAAGCUCAUGAAGUUGAUGUUACGGAGGUUGAGGAGCUGUCUAGAGAAGACUAUACGGAAGAAAUUAGUGAUGAGAAGUAUGAUGAGGUUGGAGAUGAAGAGAAGAGAAUUGGGGAUGAAGAAUUGUUGUUGGAGAGGUUAGAAGAUGAUAAAGAGAAAGUUAGUGAAGAAAUAAAGUCUGGUGAUGAUUUUAAAGUGAUUGUAGGUGAAGAAAUGAAUAAAGAAGCAUCUAGUAGUAAUAAAUCAAAAGUUGGUGAAGAAAAAAUAAAGUCUGGUGAUGAUUUUCAAGGAAAUUUGAGUGAAGAAAUGAAUAAAGAAGCAUCUAGUAGUAAUAAAUCAAAAGUUAGUGAAGAAAUUAAGUCUGGUGAUGAUUUUCAAGCAAAUUUGAGUGAAGAAAUGAAUAAAGACACAUUUAAAAGUCUUGUGGAAGCAUCCAGUAAUACUAGUAGUACUAAAUUAAAAAUUGGUGAAGAAGAAAUAAAGUUUGGUGAUGAUCUUCAAGCAAAUUUGAGUGAAGAAAUGAAUAAAGAAGCAUUCAGUAGUACUAAAUCAAAAAUUGGUGAAGAAGAAAUAAAGUCUGGUGAUGAUCUUCAAGUAAAUUUGAGUGAAGAAAUGAAUAAAGAAGAAUUUGAAAGUCUUGUGGAAGCAUCAAGUACUAGUUUGGUUAAAAAUGAGGAGUUAAAAAUGAAAGCAUUGGUUACUUUGAAGGAAGAUAUUCAAAAAUCUCCACCAUUGGUUAGUUUGAAGGAAGAUAUCGAAAAAUCUCCAACAUUGGUUAGAUCGGAAGAGUUGGAUCUCUGGACCUUGACAAUAUUGAAUCCUCUUGAUCGUUUAGCUGCAUCAACGCUGGCUUUAGACAGGUCUAUAGAUGAAAAAGUUCACGAACUAUUGUGUCGACCUUUAGAUUCUUUACACAAACAAAUCGAACUUGUGGAGUCGCAGAUAAAUCGCCCGGCUGGUCAGUCGCUUGAAAAUGAUGUAGAAACGAUUAUCGAAGGGUUUUUGUCGCCGUUAAAUCAAGUUGAAACAGCUCUUAUAACUGCAGCUACUGAAAUUUGGCAUGAAAUUCCUUUAGAAGAGACUGUGAAGAAAUAUCUGCAAGAUUUGGCAGAGUCGUCAUCUGAUUUGUGCAAGCAAUUGGAUUCAUUGAGAAGGAAAUUAAUUACUGAGGCACCUGAACAAAUUGUUCAAGUUCAAAAAACUGAGGCUUCAUUAAUAGAAACUAUUUCUGCUGUUAUUGUACCUUUGGAAGGGAUUCAAGAGUUUAUUGUUAAAAUGUUAGCUGAGGAUUUGGCUAAAGAACAAAUUGAUGUUGAGAUUCAAGAUCGGGAUAAUUUUAGCGACGCUAAUGAUACUAUUAGUAAGAAGGAUGUUAGUGAAGUAUCUAAGGAAUUAUUAUUAGAUCAAGAUGAUAAAUCGGAGGGUGAUAUUAAGCAGAUUGAAAAAACUACCGCGAGACCUCUUGAGGAACUUAUUGAGGCUAUUGUUGAUCCUGCUAGUGUUAGGAAUUCUACUACGCCAGAUGAUAUUGAAGAGAUAGAUGGCGUUGCAGCUGGAGAUGAGAUUGAAAAGGACAAAGAAGAAAUGGUGAAGUUUGAAGAACAAGACUCAGAAAUAUACAAAGAAGUUGUUGGUCCUGAAAGUAAAGAAGAAAUAUACAAAGAAGUUGUUAGUCCUGAAAGUAAAGAAGAAAUAUAUAAAAAAGUUGUUGGGACUGAAAGUAAAGAAGAAAUAUACAAAGAAGUUGUUGGUCCUGAAAGUAAAGAAGAAAUAUACAAAGAAGUUGUUAGUCCUGAAAGUAAAGAAGAAAUAUAUAAAAAAGUUGUUGGGACUGAAAGUAAAGAAGAAAUAUACAAAGAAAAAGUGAAAGAAAUGACUUUAAAAAGUUAUGAAGAAAUUCAAGAAUCCGUUCCAACGGAAAUUUCUUCUGAUAUUGUUCAAGAUCUUCAACAAUAUAAGCUUCAAGUUACUGAAGUUGAAAGUCUUGAAGAACUGACUCUUCAACAAGGUACUGAGAUGCCAGUGAUGGAUUCAGGAGACUCUAAAGAAGACAAUAAUGGUUUAAUUGUUCAAGAAGUUCAGGAACAAACUGUUAGUUCAAAAGAAGAUGAUGUUUUAACGGGUGAAGAAAUGGUUGAAGGUGAUUUUGUAGUAAUUCAAGAAAAUAGUAAAGCAGCUUCUGAAAUUCUCUUGAAAGAAGAAGUAAAAGUUGUGAAAGAAGAAAUAGAAGUUGUAAAAGAAGAAUUGGAAGUUGUAAAAGAAGAAUUGGAAGUUGUAAAAGAAGAAAUAAGCAGUAAAGAUCUUUUGAAUAAAGUUGAAGGAAUUGUUAGAAGUGAACUUGACCGACAAAAUGCUACAGUACUUGAAAAUGAAGAGUUGAUAGACAAUGUAAAAGUAGCGGUUGAAGAAAUGAUGGUCAAAUAUCCGCAAAUUUGUCAAGUUAAUGUUUUUGAAGAAAGUGUUAGAGAUGUUGUUGUAGAGGAACUUCAAAAGAUGAAGAGUUUCCAGGAAAUUGAGAAGAUGGCUGUGGUGGAAUCUGAUGAAUUUAGUGAAGAAAAGAUAAGGGAAAUUAUUUAUGAUGAAAUUUCUAAGCAAAAUGUUAAGCUGGUUGAUGAAAAGGAUCUUUUGGAGGUUGUUAAAGGAAAAGUUCAACAAGUGAUUCUUCAGGCACCAAAAGUAGCUCAGAUGUUGAGUAUUGAAGAGAAUAUCCGUGAAAUAGUUACGGAGGAAUUGCAUAAAUUUGAAGGUAAAGUAAAAGCUGAAGAAACAACUUUGGGUGAUUUAGAAGUGAUUGCUAAAGAAGAAAUGAGUCAAAAAGUGGCAAAUAUUGUCGCCGCUGAUAUUACAGAUGAAAAAGUUGAUGAGCUUGUGAUUAAAGAAUUGCAAAAGCAACGAGUGGAAUUAUCUGAAAAUAAGCUUGUGGAUGUAGUCAAAACUAAAGUGCGGGAAUUGGUUGUUAUUUUGCCGGAAGUUAAGGAAGAAACAGUAUUGGAAGAGAAUAUUAGAAAUAUUGUUGCUGAAGAACUGAAAAAAGUAGCUUUGGGAGUUGAGGAUGUGCAAAAUUUGGUAAAAGCUGAAUCAAGUAGUGCGGAAGGAAUUAUUCAGCCGAUUGUAGGAGAGAAUUUUGAAGAAAAAGUUAAAGAUAUGAUUGUCGAGGAGUUCAAACGACAGGAAUUCUAUCCUAUUGAAGAUCCUCUUGUUAAAGAAAUUAAGAUACAAGUUCAGGAGAUUGUUUUAUUGUCUUCUAGUUCUUCAGAUGACAGAAUUAAAGAAGAAAUCCUUGGAAGUAUUGUUUCUGCAGAAGUUGAGAAACAGGUUGCUGUUUUGAAGGAUGUGGAGGGUCUUAGUGAAGCUAAGCAAUCUCAAGAAACUGCUAUCAAGGUUGGGAUAGAUAAAGAAGAUAAUGUUAAAGAAGAAAUUGAAGAUCUGGCAAGAAUUGGUAAAGAAGAACAAGCUAAAACAGAUAUUCAAAAAGAGAAGGAGCAUGUAGAACAGAAACAAGGUGUUUUGAAAAGUUUUGUAGUGUCUGAAGAUAUGAUUAGAGAGGAAUUGAAGAAACAAGAUCUUUAUCCUGUUGAAGAUCCUUUGGUUAAAGAGAUCAAAGCCAAGGUUGAAGAAGACAUUUUGCUUUCUUCUUUUGUGCCUGAAGAAAUGGUUCAAGAAUUGAUUUCUGUAGAAGUUAACAAACAUGUUGCAGAAUUGAAAGAAAUUGAAGUUCUUAACAAGGCGAAGGAAGUUUCAGUUGUCUCGCAAGUUAAAAAAGAAGAAGUUUCUUUAAAUGAGGCUAAAAUUGAGAAAUCUGAUGUCAAGGAUGUUAAAAGUCAAGAAGAAAUAAAAAGUAUAGGAAUUUCUGAAGAUAUGAUUAGAGAGGAAUUGAAGAAACAAAAUGUUUAUCCUGUUGAAGAUCCUUUGGUUAAAGAGAUCAAAGCUAAAGUUCAAGAGGAAAUUUUUUUGUCUUCUCAUACGACGGAAGAAAAUAUUCCAGAAGAAAUUAUUCGGGAUUUGGUAUUAGUUGAAGUCGAAAAGCAUGUGGCUAAAAUAAAAGAAGUUGAAAACUUUGGAAGUGUUCAGGAUAAUUUAAGUGUUUCUCAUGAAGAGGGGAGAAGAAAAGAAGAUCAAGCUUCGCUUCAGGAAGAAGCAGGAAUUAGCAUUGAGGAAGAUGAAAGUAAAGAAGGUAAAGGUAAGAAACAAUCAGAUUUAUUACAACGAUUGGUUGUAUCUGAAGAUAUGAUUAGAAAUGAGUUGAAAAAGCAGCAGCUUUAUCCAGUGGAAGAUCCACUAGUUAAGGAUAUUAAAACUAAGGUCCAAGAAGUUAUUCUUAUGUCCUCCCACACUUUAGAAGAAAACAUUCCGGAUGAAAUUAUUCGAGAGUUAAUUUUGGUAGAAAUUGAAAAACAUGUUGCUGAAUUGAAGUAUGAUGAUAGUAUCAAUGAAGUUGAAGGAAGUAAAGAGUCAAUUGGAUUGCUUCAGAAAGAAAGUGGUUCUAAAGAAGAAAUAAAAGAUGCAAUUGGUUUGCUUCAAAAAGAAAGUGUUUCUAAAGAAGAAAUAAAGGAUGCAAUUGGUUUGAUUCAGAAAGAAAAUGUUUCUAAGGAAGAAAUAAAAGAUGAUUUGACUUUAAAUUUGAAAGAGAAAAUUGAAAAAAGAGUACAAAAAGAUGAAGUAGCAUCUCAAAAACAGAUUGUUGAGCCAAAAGAUAUUGUGAUGGAGACUCAAGUGCUUGAACAAGAAGAAAAGACGGCUAUAGUUUCUCAAUACACGAUUUCUGAAGAGAAAAUUCAUGAGUUAGUUAUUAAUGAAAUCGAUAAACAAAAUGCUAAGUCGAUUGUUGAUAAUGAACUGAAAAAUAAAAUCACUUUAGAGAUUCAAAAGUUGAUUAUUAGUCGUCCAGAAAUUGUUAAAGAAGAAACACUUGAAAGUAGUGUUGGAGAAAUUGUACGGGAAGAAAUACAAAGGCAAGCGAAGUUAGUGGAAGAAAAGAAGAAAAUUUCUGAAGAUGUUGUUCAUGACAUCAUUAUUGCGCAUUUGAAGAAACAAAAUGUUAAUACUUCUGAAGAAGCUGAUAUUUUGAAUACAGUUGAGGAAAAAGUAGAAAAUUUGAUGGGCAAAUGUCCGGAAAUGUGUACAGUAGAUGUAAUUGAAGUUACUCUUGAAGAAAUUGUCAGAGAAACUUUAUCUGAAAGAGCUACGAGUCAGAAAUUGAAUGUUCUGACUGUUUCAUCGGAAAUUCAUGAAGAAGUUCCUGAAGAAACUAUUCAUGAAAUGGUUAUUGAUGAAGUUCAUAGGAAAAAUAUUGAGCCUACUGAAGAGUACAGAAUUAUUGAGAGAAUCGAAGCGAAAAUACAGCAAUUGAUUCUUCAGCAUCCUGAAAUAUCUGGCUUGAAUUUCCUUUCUGAAAAGGUUCAUGAUUUUGUGGAGGAAAUUGUGGAAGAGGAUAAAGCGGAGGUUGUUGAAAUUGAGAAGUUACUUCGAGCUGAAGAAGAUAAAAGAGAGAUUGAGGUUUUGGAAAUGCCUUUGGUUUCUGAAAGUGAAAAGAUUGUAGAGGAAGAAAUUGGUGAAAAAAGAAUUAAAGCUGAAGCGAAGGAUGUUGAUGAUUCAGAAUCUAAAAUAUCUAAACGGGUUAUUACUGUUGAUACAGAAGUAUGUGAAGUACAAAAAGAUGAAGAAGUUGUUGAUGCUACUGUUGAAGAAGAAAUCAAAAAAUCUCUAAGGGAAGUAGACAAAAAGUCUGAAGAAACAAUUGAAGUGUCUGAAGAUAAGAUUCAAGAAGAAAAUAAACAAAAAAUUGAAGAAAUUGAAGAUAAAGAUGGUGGAAAAAUUAAUAAAGGUAUAUCUGAGAAGAAAAAGCGAGAAGAAAUUGAAGAAAUGGGUGAUAAUGAUAAAAUUGUUCAAGAAGAAAUCAAAAAUGAAUUUAUUGAAAUUGUUGAGCAAGUUAAAGUUGAAGAAACAUCUAAAAAGAAAGUUAUUGAAAGUGAAGAUAAGAUUAGAGAGGUACAAGAAGAUAAAGGUUUGGAAGAAAUGGAUAGGAAGAAAGAAGAAAUUAAAGAAACUGUAAUUAAUCAGAAGAAAGGUUUGGAAGAAAUGGAUGUUAAAAAGGAAGAAGAAAUUAAAGAAACUAAAGUUGAUCAGAAGAAAGAGAAAGUUCAAAUUUUAAGAGUUCCUUCGGAAACUCACGCUCACAUUUGGGAAGAAAUGGUUCAUGAAAUAAUUGUCGGAGAAAUUCAUAAAUUGAAUAUUGAACCUUCUAAAGAAGACAAUCUUAUAAAAGCUGUUGAGUUUAAAGUUCAAGAUUUGAUUGCUCAGUUUCCGGAAUUGUCUAAGGAAGAAGUUAUAGAAGAAAAUGUGAAGCACAUUGUAGCUGAACAGCUACAAGAAGAGAGGGCAAAAGCUUCUGAAUUUGAUGAGACAAUGGAUAAAGCACAAGUAGAAACAAAAGUAGAAGUCUUGCAAACUCCUGCGACGACUCAGAUCCAAAUUCCGGAAGAAAUGGUCCAUGAUUUGAUAAUUGAAGAGCUUCAGAAACAAGAUGUACAAAUUUUAGAAGAAAAUAAUUUGGUUAAGGCGAUAGAAAGCAAAGUUAAUGAUUUGAUUGCUCAACAUCCGGAAGUAUCUAGAGAAGAAAUAAUAGAAGAAAGUGUUCGUGAAAUAGUUACUGAAAAAUUACAAGAGCAUAGAGCUAAUGUUCUUGAAGCUGAGAAGCUUGAAAGAGCUCAAGCUGAUGAGCUGAAGAAGAAAGUUGAAGUGCUGAAUGUGCCUGCUUUGACCCAGGUUGAGGUUCCUGAAGAAAAUGUCAGGGAUAUGAUUAUCGAAGGGUUCAAUAAGCAAAAUAUUGAACCUCUUACUCAUGAAAAUCUUGUUAAGGCUGUUGAGGCUAAAAUUAAAGACUUGAUUGCUCAGCAUCCUGAUAUUCGUAAGAGUGACGUUCUUGAGGAAAAUGUCAGGGAUAUUAUUACGGAAGCUUGGGCUGAGGAGCGAGCUAGUGUUGUUGAACAGGAGAAACUUGCUGAGGUUAGGGAAGAAAUUGUUAAUAAAACGGAAGUUGAAGUACUGCGUAUGCCUGAUGAACCUGCUAAGAUUAUUGAAGAAAUUGAUCAAGGAGUUGAUGUUAAGGAUGCUUUGAAGGUAAAAAGAAAAUCAUCUGAUAAAGGAGAGGAUAAAAUGGAAAAAGAUAAGCGGGAAGAAGAGUCUCCUAAAGAUAAAUUAGAAAAAAGUAGUAAAGAUGAUGAAGAAAAUAAGAGAGCUUCGGUUAAAAUUAAAUCUAGAAAGUCUGAGGUCGAGGAUAAAGGUGUUGAAGAUAAGAAUCGAGAUUCUAUUAAAGGAAGGAAGAAAUCUGACGAUAAGAAUAAAGAAGAAAUACGACGGACGUCUUUGGAAGAAAAGACUGAAGAUAAUGGCGAAGAUGUUGAUAAAAAAAGACGAGAAUCUUUGAAAAAAUCUGAAAAGUCAGAAGAAAAGAAUGAUGUUGAAGAAAAACGACGAUCUUCUUUGAAGAAAGAAGCUGAAAAUAAAAAAGAGAUUGAAGAAAAAACUCGAGAUUCUUUAAAGAAGAAACAUUUUGAAGAAUUGGGUGAUGAAAAUAAAGAAGGAGAAAAACGACGAACUUCUUUGGAAGAAAAGGCUGAAGAUAAUGACAAAGAUGUUGAUAAAAAAAGACGAAAGUCUUUGAAAAAGUCUGAAAAGAAUGAAGAAGCUGAAAAGAAGAAAGAUAUUGAAGAAAAAACUCGAGAUUCUUUGAAAAAGAAACAUUCUGAAGAAUUGGGUGAUAAAAAUGAAGAAGAAAAGCGACGAACUUCUUUGAAAGGUAAAGAUAAGGAUAUUGAAGAAAAAACUCGAGAUUCUUUAAAGAAGAAGAAACAAUCUGAAGAAUCUGAUGAUAAAAGUAAAGGUGUUGAAGAAAAAAGACGAACAUCUUUGAAGGAAAAAGUUGAAGAUCAGAAUAAGGAUGUUGAAGAAAAACGACGAGAUUCUUUGAAAAAGAAAUCUGAAAAGAAUGAAGAAGCUGAAGAGAAGAAAGAGGUUGAAGAAAAAACUCGAGAUUCUUUAAAGAAGAAACAUUCUGAAGAAUUGGUCGAUAAAAACAAAGAAGAAAAGCGACGAACUUCUUUGAAAGAUAAAGAUAAGGAUAUUGAAGAAAAAACUCGAAAUUCUUUAAAGAAAAAGAAACAAUCUGAUGAUAAAAGUAAAGAUGUUGAAGAAAAAAGACGAACAUCUUUGAAGGAAAAGGCUGAAGAUAUGAAUAAGAAUAAGGAUGUUGAAGAAAAACGACGAGAUUCUUUGAAAAAGAAGUCUGUAAAGUCUGAAGAUAAAGAUAAAAAUCAAGAAGAAGAAAAACGACGAACAUCUUUGAAAGAUAAGGAAGAAAAAUCUGCAGAUAAGGGUAAAAUUGAAGAAAAACGUCGAACAUCUUUGAAAGAAAAGGACGAAAGUAAUGACAAAGAUGCUGACAAAAAAAGACGAACAUCUUUAAAGAAGAAAUCCGAAAAAUCUGUAGAUAAUGAUAAAGGUGUUGAAGAAAGGCGGCUGUCUCUUAAAAUGAAGUCUGAAGAAAAAGAAGAAACAAAAGUUAGACAGCUAGUUAGCCAAAAAACAGACAAGGAAUCUAAAAUAAUUGAUGCGCCUAAAGAAGAAAAGGAAGGACUUAAAAAAGAUAGCAUAUUUCAAUUGGACAAACCUGUUGUACAAAAGACUGAUGAAAAAUCACGAGAUACCAAAGAAGAAUAUCAAAGAGUCAAUGAAGACAAUCAAGUAGCUGCUAAACAACCGGAUUUGAAAUUACCAAAGGCAACUGUAGAUUCAGAAUUAGAUUCUGAAUUUUCUGAGUCUUCAGUAUCAACUUUGAAGAAUGUAUCUACCAAAGAAAGAUAUAAGCGAAGUAAUCCUCCGAUGAUAGAAAUAGAUUACGACGAAUCAUCACCAAGAGAACCAUCUCGGCGUUCAAACUUGUCACGGAAGUAUCGCGAUUUGGAAUCAAUUGAGCUUGAUGAUAAAAGUCUGGGCGUGUAUUCUACAGACACCAGUCGGACGGCAGGAGUCUCUCAUGGCCCGCGAGAUCGCGGGAAGAAACCUUCUUUCUGCACAAAACUGACCGACAGAACCGCAGCCGAGAGUUCGAGGAUAAAAUUAACUUGUGCUGUUCUCGGAGAACCUGAACCUGCAGUUUAUUGGUUAAAAGACGGGAAGUUGCUACCGCCAUCUAGUAACAGGCAUGGAACUACGUUGGAAAAUGGCAUGGCGUCUUUAGAACUCUACACUGUAAGACCGUCGGACACUGGAGAGUACUCUUGUAUUGCAAGAAAUCCUCACGGCCAAGCUUGUACUGAAGCUAAGUUGAAGGUUUACGCCGGGUAUGAGCCUACUCCGACGACUCCAACGUUCACCAGGACCAUCAAAGACACUUAUCUUCGCGAAGAAAACACUCUGGUCCUCGAGUGCCGGGUUAGGGGUCAACCGACGCCUGCAAUAACUUGGCUGAAGGACGGACAAGUUUUGGAAAUAAGCGAUCGCUAUCAGCAGUGCGAUUUGCCCGAUGGACUUUGUAGAUUGAAGAUUUUUAAUCCUGAUUUUUAUGACAGUGGUCUGUACACUUGUCGCGCGGAAAAUGACACUAAAUUGAGUGAUCGGACGUCGCAUUUAGUUGACUUUGAAGCUACAGGUCGGGCGGCACAAAGCAGAAGUUGGCGUGGCAACAGUUACAACGAUAUUACAAGUACCGAAAAGGACACUGGAAGACCUCGUUUCUCUAGUUACUUGACAGAUCACAGUGUACCGGUAGGUGGGACAAUCGCACUCCAAGUCGAAGUCAAAGGAGUACCGCCACCCGACGUCACGUGGAUGAGGGCUGACAAAAAAGGCAGCAUUGCUGUUCCUAAAGCUCGAACUUUCGCCGACUCUGGUGUUUACACUUUAAUUGUUCCUGAUGCAACUGAGUAUGAAACUGGUACCUAUGUCUGCCGCGCGAGUAAUUCUUAUGGGCAUGUUGAUUCUACUGCGACUGUUGAAGUCGUGUCUGGAUCUAUGGGAGACGGUGGAAAACCCGCGAUGUUCGUAUCUAGGCCGCCUGAUAAAGUUAUUAUUGUUGCUGUCGGAGAAGAUGUUAGUGUGUCUUUCAGGACAAAUGGGAUUCCCAAACCUAAAGUUAUUUGGAUGAAAGGACUAAGAGACAUAACCAGCGGACCAAGAUCUUACAAAGAGGGACACGAUGAUUACGUGAGACUGACACUGAAAAGAGCGUGCCCGUCAGACGAAGGGACCUAUUGUAUUCUUGUAAAAAAUCGUUAUGGAUGUGAUAGAAGUUUCUUCUCAGUUCAAGUGAAACAGAGAGCAAGAUCAUUGACGCCUUCUCCAGAUUGGGGUUCUGUCGACACUGACAGCUUGUUGGCCAACAUCCACGACAAAGAGCGCUCGUAUUUGAAACAAGUUCCUGGGCCGAUUUCAACUGAACCAGUGGUAAUUGACGGUGGCCGUAAUUGGUUAGCAUUAACCUGGGGUAAAGCAGAGCAAAGAGGAUCCGCACCUGUGGUGGCUUACCGCGUUGACGGGUGGCUUUUGGGAGGCGAAGGAGGCGCUAGAUGGGUCGAGCUUGGAGUAACUCCAAUUAACGCGUUUGACGCGUUCAAUUUGCGACCUGGCGAAGAAUAUAAAUUCCGCAUCACUCCCAGGAAUCGUUAUGGAUGGGGUGAAUCGGUGACUAUGACCAAUUCUGUCACUGUAAGAGAAGUUGUUAAAUUUCCGGAGUUUACUAAAAUACUUCCGGGGCAACUCAAAGCUUUGGAAAAAACUGUUUUAAGUUUGGACUGCGAAGUAAGCAGUGACUCAUUAGCGCACGUUAAAUGGUAUCGUGACACAACAGAGAUAGAAAAUGGUCAAGACUCAAGGUUUACAACUUAUUUCAACGGUACCAAGUGUACACUGAUGAUUGGUAACAUAUCAGAAAAUGAUUCAGGGCGAUAUGUAUGUGAGGCUACUAAUGCAGCAGGAAGAGUGUCUACGUUUGCGCGGGUACAAGUUGUUGAGGAUCCUAAAAUUGUUGAGGCUGAUUUGAAACUUCGUAAAAUGAGAUCAUCAGACGUAGCAAAUGAAGAGCGACCACCUGAAUUCACAAUGAGACUCCGGGACAGGCGAGUCCAAGCAACCUAUCCAGUGAGAUUGACAUGUCAAGUGACAGGAUAUCCCGAGCCAGAAGUAACCUGGUACAAGUAUCGCGAGGAACUUUACUCCCAAGAGAAUAUAUCAAUUUGGAAUGACGAGGCUCACUUUCACACACUGGAAAUAAAUCGAUCAACGAUUGAUGACUCUGGUAUUUACAUGGCACGCGCUAAAAAUAUUUAUGGAUCUGUAUCUUGUCGUUGUCAUUUAACUGUUGACAAGGGAAUUCGUGCCUACAUUGCUCCUGAAUUCCUACGUCAUCUCGACUCUAUUUACACUGUCAAAGCUGGCGGCGAGCUGCGUAUGACCGCGCAAAUAGAAGCUUAUCCCACUGUUGGAGUUACUUGGCACCGAGACGGUCAUCGCCUGCGUCCGAGCCGCGACGUGGUAAUGACUUUGAACCACGAUGGAUCCGUUGAACUUGACUUGGCUCACGUGACACCUAGGGACGCCGGAUUGUAUUGUUGCACUGCUACCAAUGAAGUUGGUCAAGCCGAGACAACAACUCGCGUGACAGUACUUGAUAAUGAUGAUAUUAAAAGCAGUGAUAUUAAUCAAUCAGCCGCCGAUGAGUCAUUAGACAUACCCUACUCAAAAGAGCCAGUAUUCGUAACGAAGCCGCUCUCAACAGAAGCAUUUGAAGGUGACACAGUGAUAAUAUCAUGCGAAGUCGUCGGAGAUCCAAAACCGGAAGUCAUCUGGCUCCGCGAUUUUCUACGGCCGGAUUACUACAAAGACGCUCCGCAUUUCCGAAGAGUUGGAGCUGGACCGCAGUAUCGUCUUGAAAUUCCCUACGCAAAAUUAGACUUCACUGGUACUUAUUCAAUAAUUGCUAAAAAUUGUCAUGGAGAAGCUAAAGCCGUAAUUUCACUACAAAUUUACGCUCGAGGCCAAGGAAAAGAGGACAGCGGUAUGGAAUCAACAAUAAAACACGGUAAUGUCCAGACCUUGCCGGUGAUUAAGCGGCCGCUUCGAGACUUGAGAUGUUGUGACGGCGACGCCAUCACCUUGGUGUGCAAGCUCCACGCGAAACCGGAACCAGACAUCAGAUGGGAGAAAGGAGGAAAACUCUUGCCUCUUGGGGGUGAUUUUGCAACUGACUUUGAUGGAGAGACUGCCAGGCUCAGUAUUCAGCAUGUUUAUCCGGAAGAUGAGGGAGAGUACACCUGUGUUGCUUACAAUGAGUUGGGAAAAGCUUACACCUCCGCUUGUGUAAUAGUAGACGUACCUGAAGGUAAGGAAACUGCGUUGAGCAGAAGUCUAAUAAAACCUCCAGGUUUUCUGUCAGCAAACUCGACGCCUAUAUCAACACCACGAUCAACUCCAGUGAGAAGUCUCUCACCUUCGUGUUGCAAGCGUGAAGUAAAACCAGUUACAAAGACAGCUCGUGGAUAUACGGGUGGAAGACGACCACGAAUGCCCACCAGUCCUAAAUUCUACGCCGUACCUCACAACAAAGUUGCCGAAGAAGGUGAAACGGUGAGGUUCCAGUGUGCUAUUGCCGGACAUCCUGUGCCUUGGGUUACUUGGGACAAAGACGGAAUUUCCAUUACGCCAACUGCGAGAAUCUCUUUAAAGGAAAGUGAUGACGUAAGAAUUUUGGAAAUAACGGAAAUUACUCAUGAAGAUGCGGGACUCUAUCGAGUUACUUUGGAAAAUGAUGUCGGAAGAACUGAAGCUACUGCGCGGUUGGAAAUAAUUAAAGGUCGUCGUAGUUCCAUUUCAAGACCAAUCCGUACCAGGAGUGCAUCACCAAGGACUUAUUCUAUUUACGGUGGAAGAAAUCCAAGUCCUACACCGAGAUCCGAUAGUCGAUUACAGCCUCCACGAAUUAGUGACAACUAUUCAGGAGGAAGAGGAACGAGUCCUACGCUUCCUCGAUGGCAUUAUAGGAAUGGUAAUGCUGUCAAUGACGAAAAAAUAAACGCUAAGACAAGUUCUACGGAACUUAACAAACCUCGUAGUUCUUCAGUACCAAGGCAUUGCAAAAUGGAACGUGAAAAAUCAAAUGUUAAACAAGUUUCUGAAUCUCCGAUAAAGAAUAGAAAAACUCGACCAUCCCAACAUGUCACUUCUCCAACUCAGUCUUCAGCCAGAAAAACUUCAAUACCAGUGAGACGAAAGUCUUCUGUAAAGCUGAAUAGCAAUAAACAAGAUAAAAUUGAUUCUAAAGACAAAGAAAAAAAUUGUAAUUCUAAGGACAAAAAUUUGAAGAAGAAAGUUAAGGAAGAGCUUAAGUCGCCGGUGAUCUUGACUGUUCCAGCGGAUAUUAUUGCGUUGAGAGGUGCUAAAGUUAUGCUUUUGGCUACUUAUGAUGGCUAUCCUAGACCAACUGUUAGAUGGCUGAGAAAGGGUCGUGAUGUGACAUUGGAUGAUAAAACCGAAAUUGAAACCAGCGCAGGUCUCACCUGUCUGACCUUGCUAAAUGUGACGACCGAGGAGGCAGGAAAAUACGAGGUGUUUAUUGAAAAUAAACUGGGAAAAGAUUCGCGACACGUCAACGUCACUGUCGAAGGUCCUCCAGAACCUCCGGCAGGUAGUCCAGCAAUCCAGAUUAUUAAGGACUCGAGAGGCGUGACGUUGAGUUGGAGAUCCCCAGUUUACGACGGCGGUUGUGCUGUCACGGGUUAUUCAGUCGAGAUGAGACGAGGCGAGGAGCCGUGUUGGGUCGCUGUAGCAGAAGCUAAACACUCGCUCAGUCAUACCAUCAGUGGACUCGAUCCCGAAGAGUCCUACCAAUUUCGCGUAAGAGCUGAAAACAUUCAUGGCUUAAGUGAACCAGGAAUGGAAUCCGAGACAGUGAUAAUCACGAAAAGUGAAACGAGGAAGAUAACGAGCAAUAUAUCAGGAUUUAGUUUGGAUCCUGAUGAAGACACCGAAGACAAAAUAGAGCCGGCGUACGAACCGUGUGUUGUUGCGCCUGAACCCGGAUUUUUGUUCGACGAACGCUACAAUGUGCUCGAAGAACUCGGCAAGGGCAAGUACGGAGUCGUUAGGAGGAUUGUUGACAAAUCUAAUGGGUCAAGCUUUGCCGCUAAAUUCAUACGGACGAUCAAAGCCAAAGACCGCCAGCAGGUUAACGAUGAGAUAAAUAUUAUGAAUAUGCUGAGGCAUCCUAAAUUGCUGAGAUUAAUUGCUGCAUUUGAGAGCCCCAGAGAAAUGAUUAUGGUGACAGAGUAUAUUUCUGGUGGUGAAUUGUUUGAACGUGUUGUCGCUGAUGAUUUUACUCUUACGGAAAAAGACAGUAUACUUUUUGUGAGACAAAUUUGUAUGGGAGUUGAUUAUAUGCACGACAAUCUGGUUGUUCAUUUAGAUUUGAAACCGGAAAACAUAAUGUGUCAUACGCGAACGUCUCAUCGAAUAAAAUUGAUAGACUUUGGGCUGGCGCAGACAUUGAAACCCGACACACCAGUACGUGUAUUAUUUGGGACUCCAGAAUUCAUUCCGCCGGAAAUAAUUGGCUUUGAACCAAUUGGUACCGAGUCUGACAUGUGGAGUGUCGGAGUUAUUUGUUAUGUUUUAUUAACUGGACUUUCACCUUUUAUGGGUGAAAAUGACGCAGAGACUUUUGCUAAUAUCACUCGAGCAGACUUUGACUUUGACGACAAAGCGUUUAGCGCGAUAUCUGAAGAAGCUAAGGAUUUUAUCAGCGGCCUUCUUAUCAAACGAAAAGAGUUGAGAAUGUCUGCUAAAGAGUGUCUGAAGCAUCCAUGGCUUGCACAACGCGCUGAAAGCAUGAGUAGAGUCGCUCUACCAACAGAUAAACUCAAGAAGUUUAUUGUCAGACGAAAGUGGCAGAAAACAGGUAACGCAAUUCGCGCUCUAGGAAGAAUGGCUAUUCUUUCAGCAAAUAGCAGAAAAAAUACCGAGUCGCUGAGUGACGUCACUAAAGAAAGUGAAGAAACCACUCCGACAAACGAAGACAUAAUUAUUACAGAAGAUUCUCUGGAUGAACCUAUUAACACAAUUAACCUUGAUAAUUUAGAAUUUUCUAACGGUAGAAUAAGUAAAGCAGAUUCCGAUGAAUUACAAAUAACCGAGCUGUCGUCAGACGAGUGCGUAGACUCUCAUGACAUUGAUAAUUACGACUCAUCGACAAUUAUAGAAACACAGAGAUCUAUUAGUCCAGAUGAUUUUACGAAAAUCGAAGAUAAGAUCGAUGACGAUUUAUUAUCCAGCGAUUUUAAAAAAAUUAAAAUUAUUUCUGAUGACGCCAGCAAUAAGACGGACACAUUUAUUUCAGAAUUAAAUUCGAGCGAAGAAAAUAUUUAUACGGUUGAUAUUAGCACGGAAAGUCUGAAGACUACCACGGAAAUUCACGAAGAAUUUUCCGAAAAUUAUUGCAGUAUUACAAGCUUGCAUAUUAAUGAACCAUCGUUUGAGGUCAAAGAAGAAAUAACAAUCAGUCGUAUUAGUCUUCAAGAUAAAGAGGAUAACAAAUUUGUUAAUUUAAUAGACAAACAAAAUUUAAAGAGUAAAUCAUCGAUUGCUAAUAAUAAUGAUAAUGAUAAUAAUAAUGAUGAUGAUAAAGUUCCAGCUACGCGCCCUAAUUUUAUUCCAAUAGAAAGUAAUACUAAUUCGCAUGGAAGUGUGUGUAAGCCUUGGUGUAAAACUAAUUCUUCAAGUUUAGACAACGAAGAAGAAAUCUCACGGGUAAGAGGCCACAGUCCACUGCAUAGAGUAGUACGUACCGGAAGUGUUAGCCGAACGGCGAAGAUGUUUGAACAAGAACAAGUAUCUUCAUCGGUUAGACAGCAGUUGAGUCCAGGCAGCCGAAUUGUUCUUCCCGCAGCAAACGCACGACCUCACAAUGAAAGAGUUCGAAAAGCGUUUGCUUUUUGGAAUAAGUAAAAUAAUAUUAAUAAGUAAAAUAAUAUUCGAUAACGAAUAAAUAUUUAAUUCAUAACACGAGCAA
Molecule: messenger RNA, 22665 nt
Organism: Cotesia glomerata
Lineage: Eukaryota; Metazoa; Arthropoda; Insecta; Hymenoptera; Braconidae
Product: titin homolog
Exons: 31
Coding region: 420-22601 (7393 amino acids)
Biological process (GO): protein phosphorylation
Molecular function (GO): ATP binding; protein binding; protein kinase activity
Source: RefSeq, a predicted model, not a curated record